CGAGGCUUCCUGCAUGGGGAGCUAUGAACGAGUGGGUGCCCAUCGCUAAAGAGUACGACCCACUGAAAGCCGGAAGCAUCGAUGGCACCGACGAAGAGCCUCACGACCGGGCGGUCUGGAGAGCCAUGUCGUCCCGCUACGUCCCCAACAAAGAUGUUUCCGGAGACCCCCACCUAACCCUCUUCGUUGCCCGGCUCAACCUACAAACCACGGAAGAGAAGUUAAGAGAGGUCUUCUCCCGGUACGGAGAGAUUCGUAAAAUCCGUCUGGUUCGGGACCUGGUUUCUGGUUUUUCCAAAGGCUACGCUUUCAUUGAGUAUAAAGAGGAACGGGCGCUCCUGAAAGCCCACCGCGAUGCCAACAAGCUGAUCAUUGACCAGCGGGAAAUCUUUGUCGACUUUGAGCUGGAAAGGAGUCUCAAAGGUUGGAUCCCUCGCCGGCUGGGAGGCGGGUUUGGCGGCAAAAAGGAGUCGGGUCAGCUGCGGUUCGGAGGCCGAGACAGACCCUUCAGGAAGCCCAUCAACUUGCCUGCCAUGAAAAAUGAUUUUUAUAGUAGUGAAGGAUCUGCGGGAAAGAGAGAGCGGCCUUGGUCCCGGGGAGGGCCGAGGGACUGGAAGACUGGAGAACGAGAUUACGAAAGGAGCCGAGAGUCCCGGCGAGCUGAACGGGAAAGAUCGUGGGGAUACGGCAAGAGCGAAAGAGACCUGGAACAUCGAGGGAGGGAAGACCGAGGCAGAGCCCCAGAGGGGAGGGAGCGAGAGAGGAAAGACCGGAAUCGCGAGGCCAAGGAGAGCAAGGGGUGAAGGCUGCCACUGAUGGGACCAUUUCCUUCAAAGGCUGCUCGAUUGAAGGAGAUCCUCAGAAGUGUAGAUCUGACUUCCGAGACAAGCCGGAUGGCUGUCUGGAUCAGCACAGACAUUGUGGGUGGGAGCAGCAUCUUCCCAGCUGGAGAAGAGUGAAAAUUGUACCAAGGGUUCCCAUCCCUUGACAGUUGUGUCCAUGUCUUAUUCCAGGAUCUGCUGGACGAUGGAUCCCAAAUUCCCAACAAUGACAUUAUCUCCUGAUAUAUUUGAAGUGCCAAAAAGGAGAGAGCUGGUUUAGGACUCCCACCCCCGUUCCACACCCUUUAAUUCUUGAAAAGAUCUGGGUUAAUGUAAGGCCUUAAUUCCGCCAGUAGACACCUCCGUCAAGGCAGAAGGGUAGCUAUCACCCUAAAAAAUGAGGUAGGGUUGAAUUGUAUAUAUGGAAUUUGAGGGACUUCAACCAAACGCUGUUUACGAGUCAGUGAAAUCACCCGGAGGCCUCUUGUUAAUUCAGAAAUAGUUUAUUUAGCAUAUUAAAAAGAGUUCUACAGUUCGAUAUUGUUCUCUCUACUAGUCCCAGCCAAUCCUUGUUUAUUGCCUUUAACUAUCUAACACCCUGAAUCUUGAAUAAAAAUUAAGAAUCUCUUUGCAUAUCCUGUGGUGGUAUGAUUGCUCUUACUCUAGACUUGGUCAUUUGAAGACUUGUGGUCUUCAACUCCCAUAAUUCCUGGCUGGGGAAUUCUGGGAGUUGAAGUCCACAGAUCUUAAAAGUUACCAAAGUUGGACAUCCCUUCCCAGGCAAUUGUGUUAAGAGAAUACAGAGGGUAGGGAUAAUCAGUAAAGGGUUAACUUGUGUGCAGAGCAUCUCAAAUUCAAAAGGGGCUGUUUGGAUCUGAUUAGAACUGUCCUGAGCAUUUCCUGCUGGCUGGGG
Molecule: messenger RNA, 1734 nt
Organism: Protobothrops mucrosquamatus (brown spotted pit viper)
Lineage: Eukaryota; Metazoa; Chordata; Lepidosauria; Squamata; Viperidae
Gene: SNRNP35
Product: small nuclear ribonucleoprotein U11/U12 subunit 35
Exons: 2
Coding region: 24-803 (259 amino acids)
Biological process (GO): mRNA splicing, via spliceosome
Cellular component (GO): U12-type spliceosomal complex; precatalytic spliceosome
Molecular function (GO): mRNA binding; snRNA binding
Source: RefSeq, a predicted model, not a curated record